Messenger RNA from Erigeron canadensis, 4814 nucleotides. RefSeq lists its product as uncharacterized. NCBI's taxonomy places the organism in Eukaryota, Viridiplantae, Streptophyta, Magnoliopsida, Asterales, Asteraceae. The coding region runs from base 275 to 4642 and encodes 1455 amino acids. The record is from RefSeq and is a predicted model, not a curated record. The transcript has 4 exons.
UUCUUUCUUUCUUCCCUGCGCCGUUUCUCUUAUCAAUUUCAAACCCUAAUUUUUCAACGCACCGUUGAUCUGUACAAUUAAUCACAACAUAUACAAAUAUAUAUAGAUACAGAUAUACGUGUAUGUAUAUAUAUCUAUAUAUAUACACACAAGAAGACCUAAUUCUGUGUUUACAUAGCGGAUGUGUAACCGAAGGUGGUGUGGUGGUCACGUGGUUCUGUGAUAAAAAGUAAUAAAAAAAUUGAUUGAUAUUAUAUAAUUCGGAUUGAAAUUGAUGCCGCCGGAGAUAUUGCCAAUCGAUCGGAAAGACGUUUUGAAAGAGAGAAAACCGUCGUCAUCGGAACCUGUUGUUCAAAUUGUUCCGCCCAGAUGGAGAGAGUCUCCUACCACUCCUUCUUCUCACCCUAACAACGUUGCCGGUGGUCCGCCUGAUUACCGCCGUCCUUUUUCCGGGACCCGUGUGUCAGUGGAUGUGGGUAGUCAGAACGACCGGAAAGGAGGGAACUCGUGGGAGGCGACUGCGUCUCCAAACGGUAACUUUCAUUCCCAAUCUGACUUUCUAAACUCGUGGGACCAACUUGCUAAGAACAACAGUGGUGGAGUCAGUACAACAGGCGGCGGACCAAGGCUCGAGAAAGGGAAUUCGUUAGGAUCUUCGAUCGAUUGGAAGCCUAUUAAGUGGAGCCGUUCUGGUAGUCUAACAUCGAGGGGUUCUGGUUUUAGUCAUUCAAGUGGUUGUAAGAUUGUUGGGGUUGACUCACUUGAUACCAAGGUAGAGGCUCAACCGGGUAAUGGAACUCUUCAUUCGCCUUCUGGGGAUGCUACACCAUGUGUGACACCAAGGACUCCUGAUGAGGCCAACUCUCGCAAAAAAGCACGCCUUGGAUGGGGGGAGGGAUUGGCAAAGUAUGAGAAGAAGAAGGUUGACCCUGAUGAUGUUGUUGAUAAAGAGCCUGGAUCCAGCUAUGGAAUGGUUGAUGGUGUUAGCAGCUCGGAAACUUCACUCCCUGGUCCUUCAAGUUUGCCUUCUGUGAGCCCAACAGUUCCUGGCAACUCUGAAUGUGCAUCUCCUACUACUUCCUGCUCAUUUGCUUGCAGUUCGUCACCAGGUCUAGAAGAGAAGACAUCUCUUAUGGCUACUACGGUGGAUGAUGAUAAUUGUAAUCCUGGUCAUGUGUCUCAAAAUAACACACAAGGGUUAACAUUUAAAUUGGAGAAUUUGGAGCUUACUGAAGGCUUUAACAUGAGCUCUUUACUUGAUGAACUGCUGCAGACUGAUACAAGUGCUCCGGGUUCUGGCUUUGCCAUGGACAAGUUGCAGUUAUGGAAAGCAGACAUUACAAGGACACUUGAAACCACUGAAUGUGAAAUUGAUUCUCUUGAGAACGAACUUAAGUUGUUGAUAUCUUCAUGUCCUAUUCGACCUGCUUCCAGCUCUUUUCUGAAGGCGUGCAACAGAAAGAAUACAGAAGAUUUAAGAAUCAUCGCGACAAGCGAUAUAAAUAUGGAGAAAGCUGAUAGUUUUUUUGAAGAACAUACUGCAGUUGAAAGUUUAAAAAGAGAGAGUCCGGGCAUGGCAACAUCUAGAUUCGUGGAACCCAAUUCCAUCAUGGAUGAACGAAUAGAAUCUUCUUCCAAGUUGGAUAUAAGAUCCCAAAAAGCAGAAUGUUCUCAAGAUCAUGUUGGUGAUGGUAUGGUAGCUUCUUGUGGGGAUGGUAGUCAGGUCUCAACAGUUCCCUUUGGUAGAGAAGAUGAGUUAUAUAAAUCAAUAUUGGCUUCAAACAAAAGUAUAGCAAAAAGUGUAUCUGAUGAGAUGAGUAUAUCACCGGUCAGAUAUGUGCGUGGAGAUAUCGGGAGAGCAGUUGACAAGUCACUUAUCGCGGAAAGAAUUGCUACGAGGAAACGGUUUCUGAAGUUCAAAGAAAGGGUCACUACGCUUAAGUUUUGUGCAUUUCACUAUGCCUGGAAGAAAGAUCUUCGUGUACUUUCUGUAAAAAAAUUUGGGUCAAAGCCUCAAAAGAAGUUUGAUUUGAGCUCCCGUAGUGGAUCUGCUGACCAUCACAAGCAUCGUACUUCAAUUCAUGGUCGUCUAUCUUCCCCAGCUGGCAGUCUAAGCUUGGUUCCAACCACAGAGCUAGUUAAGUAUGUGAACAAACUGCUUACAGAUUUACCGGUCAGGACUUGCAGGAAGGAACAGAAAAUGCCUUCUCUUAUAUUAGACAGGAGUGAACGGAUGAGCUCCAGGUUUAUUUCUGAUAAUGGAUUGGUAGAUAACCCUGUUGAUGUUGAGAAGGAGAAGUCCAUUGUCAAUCCCUGGACAGUAGAAGAUAAGGAAAUCUUCUUGGAAAGGUAUUCUCAAUUUGGAAAAAACUUUAGGAAGAUUGCAUCUUUUUUGCCAAACAAGACGGUUGCAGAUUGUGUUGAAUUCUAUUACAAGAAUCAUAAGUCUGAUUACUUUCAGAAAGCAAAGAGAAAUUCGGAAUUUACAAAAGGGAAGUCUAAUACUACUAGUACUUAUCUUGUCACAUCUGGGAAACAAAGAUUGAAUCGAGAAACGAGGGCAACUACUUCUCUUGACAUGCUUGGAGCUGCUUCUGCAAUGGUUGCUAAUGUGAAUAGUGGUAGCAUCGUAGAGCGAUCAAAUGAUCUUGCUUCGUUCUGUAAUGAGCAGGAGACAGCCGCAGCUGAUGUAUUAGCUGGGAUUUGUGGAUCCAUAUCACCAGAAGCUUUGGGUUCAUGCAUCACAAGCUUGGCUGAUCAUGGAGAUGUCUAUCACCGUGUCAGGAGAUGCCAGAAAGUGGGUGGUUCAUCGCUAAAUUAUGUUGAUGAGGAUACUUGUUCGGAUGACAGUUGUGAAGAGAUGGAUGCUUCUCAUUGGACGGACGAAGAGAAGUCGAGUUUAAUAAAGGCUGUGCGGACUUAUGGCAAGGAUUUUUUGAUGAUCUCUAGAUGUGUGAGAACAAGAUCGAGCGACCAGUGCAGAGUUUAUUUUAGUAAGGCUCGAAAACGUCUUGGAUUGGACGUGAUUGACAUUGAAGGUGGAAGUGAAGGUACAACGGGGGCUAACCAAGGGGGUGGUGGGAGUGAUCAUGAUGAUACUUGCAUGGUGGAUAGUGGCUCUGGUAUAUCUCAAGAUAAAUCAUCUAUGGAGUGUAAGAUGGAAGUUGAGGACCUGCACUCGUCUGAUAGGAAUGUGGUGUCUGAUGUCAGGGAAUCCGAGCUUGUGUUAGGGAAUUCAGUAAUGACUGACUUUGAGGCAGAAAAUAAGCCUGGAGGAAGGAUUUCGAAUGCUGAUAUGGAGGGAGCUGCUGAUAGUGAAGGUACUGAAGCUGCCAACGGGGAGGAAUCCCCACAGAAUGCAUGUUCAGACUCCGCAUCAGGUGCAAAAGUUGAAGAUGUCACAGUUCCCAGUAUGUCUGCCAAGCUUUUUAAAGAUGGAAUAGGCGAAUCUGAGCAUGAGUUGCCCAGCAGGGGUGGCAGCAGGUCCAAUGAUGAUGCUAGUGCGGUGAGAGGGUCAAGUUGCUGUCCAGUUGAGGACCUCAAUUCUGUUUCCUAUCACUCUAGAGGCAGUUCUUUGGAUUUAAGCAUUGAUCAUCGAAACAAUUUGGACUUGAAUGCAGCUUCAGAAAAUGUUUCAUGCCAGGAAGCAGGUAAUGGUUUUGUGAUGUCAAAUUUGUUUUCCAAAGACCUCAAGAGGAAAACUGUUGGCCAGGAUGAUGUAUCAUCCAGACUUUCUUUCAGGAAGAGCGGUCAAAGAUCUUCAAGUAUAGAUGGUUAUCAUUUGAAUCUUCCCAAACGUUCCCUUAGUAAUAAUGAACCACAAAGCAACUUUAAGCUGGAUGAGAGUCAUUUAAUGCCAAGGGAUGGCUGUAUACAGAUGUGCACUAGUUUGACAUCUGUGUCCCAAGAGCAGAGACGGAGUUCAUCCUUAGGCGUUGAAAAGCCAAAUAGGAGUGGUGAUGUGAAGCUAUUUGGUCAGAUUUUAACUAAUAAUUCAUCUGAGUCAAAGGCAAAUGGUACUGCAACUCUCCUUGAGAAGCCAGAUGCUAACUUGAAGUUUGUUAGCCAUAGCACUCAUAGGAAAUUAGCUUCACUGGAUCUUGAUCAUAGUAGUAAAGACUUCGCUAUUGGCGUGGAGAACAAUCUGCAAUUGAGUAGAAGUUAUGGGUUUUGGGAUGGGAACAGAAUACAGACGGGGUUUCCAUCUUUGCCUGAUUCUGCAGUGUUACUGGCUAAAUAUCCUGCUGCCUUUAGCAACAUUUCUACGAUGUCCAAGUUGGAUCAGCCUCAGCAGCUACAUUCAUCCUUAGAAAGUGGUAAUGAACAAUGUAACAUAAACGGCGUUCCUAGUUUUCAGACUAGAAAACUAAGCAGCAACACACGAGUUCCAGGGUACCAUCCAUAUGGACAGCCUUUUAAUGUAGAUAAGUUAUUACCUGAGAUUCCAAGACGGAAAGAGUUGGAAGCUUUGUCUAGCGGUGUACAACAAGGUAGGGGUAUGAGUGCUGUUGGUGGGGCUUGCAAUGGAGUCUCAGACCCUGUGGCAGCCAUCAGAAUGCACUAUGCAAAAACAGAACUUUACAAGAAUGGUGGAGCCGGUGAGUCUUGGAGAGGUAAUGUUAGUGAUAUAGGAAGCAGAUGAUAGAUUGUUUAUGGGUGGUAAAGUUUAACCUUUUCUUUUUAUCACCUCUGUAAUAUAUGUUUGUUGUAUGGAGUUGAGCAGUGAUAGGACAUGAUGGCUCUCAUAUACUAUUGCCGUCUGUUUUGGUUUAAUUUUAUUGUUAAUUUGUAAUAUCUGGAGCUUUUUUUUUCAA